CAUGUUUUAGCAGCCGCCAUGGCGGAUCUGUUUGGCGACGAAAGCGACUCUGAUGCUCAAAAUGAAUUGAAGCUAAAUGAAGACUAUGCCAAAAAAUAUAACCAGUGGAGAGAAAAAGAAGAACUUCAGAAGUUAAAAGACAAGUACGGAGAAGACGCGAUCCUGUCGUCUAGUUCUUCCGAAGAGUCAGAAGAUGAAGAUGCUGAGGAACUCACUUCGGAAGUGGAGAAAAAAUUCCUGGAGACGCUUAAUGCUCUCAAAAGCAAAGACCCCAAGAUAUACAGUAAAGACAUGGUUUUCUUCAAAGAUACCCCGGAAGCUGUUGCAGAAGCCACCAAGAAGAAACGAGAAAAAGAAGACAAGCCCAUGUACAUAAAAGACUAUGAGAGGAAGAUCAUCGUUGAAAAAGAAGGUGUGCUCUCUGAUGAGGAUGAUGACAAAGCUGGGCGCAACUACGGCACUUACGCUACGGCGGCAGAAGAGGAACAACUUAAGCAAAGCUUCAAAGCGGCGCUGAACAGCUCAGGCCAAGAGAACGAUGAUGAUGACGACAAUCUCCUCACGACAAGACAGAAAAGCAAGAGGGAACAGGAGGAGAAAGAGGAAGAAUACGUCCGCUGGCUCAAGGGAGAGGUGCAACGAGUCGGGAAAGAUGACGAUGCUCAGAAGCUGGGCUACUUGCACGACUACUGGAACUCCGGACAACUGGAGCAGUCCGAAAUGUUCCUUCGUGACUUCAUCUUGAAUAAGAGGUACCUGGAAAAAAGCGAGAAGGCGCCUGCGCUGGACGAGGACGACCUGAGUGAGGACGAAGCUACGCUUGAGCAACAGGACAACUUUGAGCACAAGUACAACUAUCGCUUUGAGGAGCCCGAUCAGGAGUUUAUAAAAAAGUAUCCGAGGACGCUGCAAGAUUCCAUGCGGCGGAAGAACGAGUCGAGGAAGGUGAAGCGGCAGGAGAUACGGGAACGCAAGCUGAAGGAGAAACAACAGAAGCGAGAGGAAAUUAACCGGUUGAAGGCCCUGAAGAGAAAAGAAAUCAAAGACAAGAUUGAGAAACUGAAGGAAAUCACCGGAAACGACCAGCUGGGUUUCGGGGAUGCAGACAUCGAAGCAGACUUCAAUCCUGAGGAGUAUGACCGUCGGAUGAAUGAUAUUUUCAACUCCGAAUAUUACAGUCAAGAAUGUGAAGAAGACAAACCAGAGGACCCAGAUGAUGAAGAUCUUCAGUUCGAAGACUGGGAUGACUGGGAGGUUGAAGAUGAGAAAGAGGGCAGUGGCUCCCAAGAAGGUGGUAAAGCAUCAGCGAAACGGCCUGUUACAUUGAAUGAAGCUGCGAGAAGGGUGGGCGGUGAUAACUACGACGAUCAAGGCCUCCAGCGGCACGGCAAGAAGUGGAAGAAGUCACACUUUGCACAGACUGUGUUGAAGAGGAAGCCAUUAUUCGAUCCUGCGGAGAAAUCAUUCGAGGAGUACUUUGACGAGUACUACAAGCUUGACUUUGAAGACAUCGUUGGUGGGAUGCCGACCAGGUUUCAUUAUCGAAAGGUGACGCCGAACGAUUUUGGACUCUCCGUGGAAGAGAUCCUUUCUGCCAACGAUAAGGAGUUGAACAGGUGGUGUUCUGUAAAGAGGGCGUGUCAGUACAGAACUGAACAUGAAGAACGGCAGGAUGUACAAAAUUUCCGAAGGCGUGCCAAGAACGUUGCACUGAAGAGAAAGAUUUUCACCAGCCUCUGUGAGCAGGACGAGGCAGACGACACGGCUGCACCCGAUACACUUGCGCCUUCCACAACUCCAAGUAAAGAAUCUGCAGCACAGAAACGGAAGAGAAGAAGAAUGAGACAGAAAAACGUAACAGAAAAUAUGAGCACCGGCGACCAAAAGCAGGCGGAACCUCUAGUGGUGUUAGCUGUCGAAGAAGGCAAAGUGAGAACCACAGACGAGCCAAAGACAGCUCCCAACCCUGUGACGAAGCAGACGAGGAUGUCAGAAGAUGUGAAACAGAACGGCACGGGCAAGAAAAAACGGAAAAGGGUGUCAAAGAAGAAUUCAAACGUGCCAGUCACUGGCCCAGUUACCAAGAAGAACGUGGCAGAAGUGCUGCGGGUAUCAGUCAACAGGCUCAUGGCCUACGGCCUGAAUCCGAAGAAAGUCCACAAGCAGAUGAUUUAUGGCGGGAAAAAAAGACAACCUGACGAAGAAAAGCCGAAGGCAGCGCCUUCUACAACUGCGGAAGCAAAGAAACAGAAAAGAAGAAAGAAGCGCAAAAAUGUAAGUGCUAGAACCAGCGACCAAAACCAGGUGGGAUCUACCAAGGCAGCAGUUGUUGAAGGUGCCAAUGAAAGCAAAGUGGGAGCUGCCGAGAAGCUGAAGAAACAAUCUGAUAAAAAUCCCAACCCUCGAAAGAAGCAGAAGCUAACGUUACAGAAGAGCACAACAAAAACGGCACGUAACAGAAACUAAAAACGCUGCGAGGAGGAAUUCAGAUUCUUCAGUCUAUACAGUGAACAGAGCCCAUUCUCCAAGAACAUGCAAUAGCGCUGCAGGUAUCGGGCAGAGCUUACAGCCUCAACGUGAAGGAAGUACACAGGCGGACUUACGGUGGACAGAAAGCAGCAGUGGUGGGACCAGUGCUGUUUUCGAGGAUUUUGUGACAAUAAAUGAGACUUAAAUUACACUGACA
Ornithodoros turicata is the source of this 2686-nucleotide messenger RNA. RefSeq names its product protein KRI1 homolog. Gene Ontology annotation, biological process: endonucleolytic cleavage in ITS1 to separate SSU-rRNA from 5.8S rRNA and LSU-rRNA from tricistronic rRNA transcript (SSU-rRNA, 5.8S rRNA, LSU-rRNA). Gene Ontology annotation, cellular component: 90S preribosome; nucleolus. Bases 19 to 2466 code for a protein of 815 amino acids. The record is from RefSeq and is a predicted model, not a curated record. NCBI's taxonomy places the organism in Eukaryota, Metazoa, Arthropoda, Arachnida, Ixodida, Argasidae. The transcript has 17 exons.